CACUUCCCUGUAAAUUGUGGCAGCGGAUCCUUGUGAGUCGGACUAGACCUCCCCCUCCCAGCAGCCGGAGGAAAUGCUCACUUUCGUCCCUGAAUCCGAGACGAUCGGAGUAGCCAUGGCGUCCGGCUUGUCCAGUGUUGUUGUGUUGGCUGCAUGUGUGAUUCUGGCCCCUUGUGUGUCUGCAGGAGACCAGGAAUGUAAAUCCUACAGAGAUUUUUCCAACACGUACCACUCAUCCAAGUAUUGCAUCUCGGGAUUUUGCUGUGGUACCUGCAACAACAGAUACUGCUGUGAAAAUACAAUCUGGAAGCUUUCUGAGGAUAAACAAGAGGACUGUGGAGACUCCGCUUUCACCUCUUAUCCCUCAUCACUGUCCGUGGGUGUCGGUAUUGCUUCCGUCGUCGUCCUCAUGCUCAUCUUUAUCUGCUGCUGUGUCUGUCCCUGCUGCUGCCUCUACGAGGUGUGCCGCAAGCCCCGGCCUGUCCUAGCCACCACCACCCACACAACAGUGGUCACCAAUGCUCCUCAGCAGUACCCCCAGCAGCCAACUGCAAUGCCCAGUCAGCCUCAGUCCUACCAGGGAGCCCAGUAUCCACCGUACCAGUCCGUACCAGUGCAGCCAGGUUACGGAGCUCAGCCCUUUCCCACGUCGCCCUACCAGGGGCAGCCUUUCACACCAGGACCGCCUCCAACAUAUCAGGAAGCCACCGGUCCUGGCUACCCUCCCAACCCGAUGCCUUACAGCCAGGCUGCGUUCACCCCCGGCCAGGCAGCGUACCCUCCACAGCCUCCUGUCCAGCCGCAGCCCUACGCUCUGCCCGCACACCCAGACUACCUAGCCCAGCCUGCAUACAACCCGGAUUUUAUUGCACCCAAGACUGGAUAAUGGACCACAGUGCCAAACUCUCAGCCACUUUAAACAUGCUGCAGCAUUUGGCAACUUGGCAGAACUGGAAAUGUGUGAUCUCAAUUGAGAUAAUAGUUUGUUCCUGAGCAUCUUGAUUCAUGUGUUUCAGUGGUUAAACAUGGGAAUUUUAUGACACAUUUGUAGUUCUUGAAAUGCUGUUGAAGAGUAACAAGGUGAAAAAUGAUGAUACCUCUGGGCUCGUGUUGCAUGGACUUACAAUAUAGAAGUGGAGAGAUUACUUUUGUUUUUAUAUUUCUUAAUGGCUCCAUCAUAGUCAUCUUUGAGAAUUAAAUACAAAACCACUGAGUCUGAUUUUAAAGAGUAGAUGAAGUGCUUUGUCAUUUUUCAGUCUUCUGAACAUGCCUCAACAUCUCCCUCCCAGUCUUUCUGUAUUGCGCGUCAGCCCAACCUGCUCGACCUUUUCAGUUCACUGUCUACAGUGAUUGCCGUCCGGCUCAUUGGUCAAAUUUAGGAAAAGGAGUUACGUUGUCUGUGGCCAUAAUUUCAUUGCUCUAUCCAGCUUAUUCCAGACCGAUAAAGUGGUUUGAACCUUAGUUUUCCAUGUGCUUUCUCUGGUGUUAGGAAGGCGUUUAAUGCUUUAUGGGUUAUAGAUCUUACUGGGGAACUAAAUAUGUAUUAUUUCUCACGGGAGGAUUUAUGACAGAAAGGAGUUAUGUCAUUGUCAAUUGACUAGUGAUAUUCAGAGGGUUUUAGUCUUCUUUUAACCCCCCAGCAAAAGGGAACAUUCAUCACUCCUUGCACACAGGGAAAGUUUGCUUUUACAUUUAAGUUUUAUGUGUUUAUGUAAAAGGUAGACUUUGCAUGAACUUUUUUUUUUUUUUUUUUUUUUUUUUUUUUUUUUUUUCCACAGGUUUCAUUUCAUUUCAUUGUUGUCAUUUGUCCAUCUUACGGUUGUGCACGUCUAACUGAGCUAAAAUGCAUCGGCAGCUUGAAUCAAUUUACCAAAGGAGAUUCACUUCAUUUCAAUCAACCAAACAUUCACAAAGUCUAGCCGCAAUUACAGACAAAUGUUAUGCUUACAAAAUGCAAGAAACAAUCGUGCCUUCUUACCCUUAUUACCUUUAUCACACAACAGUGUGCAUGUCAUUUAGAAAACAUUAAAAUCUCAUUUUGCAGUGUACCAUGUUCAACAUUACUGCCAUCAAACUGUGUUUCAACUUUAGUUCCUUUAGUUACAACUCGACUAUUUAUGUUGCGGAUUUUGUUAUUUGCCGUGUCAAAUCAUAAGUUGUUUUCCCUUACCUUCGUCAUCACUAUUGCCUUUAUUAAAUAGCACCAAUGUAACAAGUUUUUGGAAGAUUAGUUUUUUGUUGUUUGUACCUAAAAAAACUAAACCAAUAAGCCUUCCUUGUUCUGCUCUGCUUUCUCUCCUGUGCUGUCUUGUAUUUGUUUUUUUUGCAGUAAAGCCAUCACUUCCGCGAUCUGCUCAAUGAAAUGACUUGAAAGUAGUUUUACUGAAGUCACCUUUUUCUUGUAAGUAGUCACGGCCCAUCUGACAGACUGGAUACUGAUCUUUUGAGCCACCAUGUCUAAAAUGUCUGACUUUCUUUGUUGAAACUUUGGUUGUGGUCAAAGAACUUGGUACCUAACAUAUUCCAUUAUAUGUGAGUAUCUCAGGUACUGGUUUCAGAAUGACUUUCAGUUACAUCUGUGCUGUGGCUUAAUGUACCCUCUGACAUAUGAGAGCCCAUAUAUCAGCUGAUGAAAGGGGCAUAACGUUGUCACGUAUCCUUGAAAUUCGCAAAAUAGUUUAUUUGUGAGGAAUGUGCAUGUGUUUCCCGCAUCGAGCAAUGGAUUUGUCUGAGUAUUUAAUUGUAGCCUCGCCUUUUGUCUCAAAUCUGUUUUUAUUAUUGUGUUCUGUCUGUGAUUUUAGUUCUUUGGCCAGUGUUGAUUCUUCAAGGUGACUUUAGUUGGACUGUUUUUUAUUUGUAUGUGGGGAUUAAAGCCAUUCUUGUUCCAUCUGUUUCUUGUCCAAGAAUAAUUGUCAUUGAUGCUACUUUGAGAUUAUAUGUACAUGACUUAUUUUGUUAAAAACCCACCACUUAUCAAUAAAAAUUAUAUUUUCUGCUU
Molecule: messenger RNA, 2998 nt
Organism: Xiphias gladius (swordfish)
Lineage: Eukaryota; Metazoa; Chordata; Actinopteri; Istiophoriformes; Xiphiidae
Product: protein shisa-5-like
Exons: 5
Coding region: 74-886 (270 amino acids)
Source: RefSeq, a predicted model, not a curated record